ACCAUGUCCAUCCCCACACACGCCAUCUCUCCGCGCCACGAAUCUCAUCGAUCCUCGCCAUGGCCACCGCGUCCCUGUCCGCCGUCGCGGCGCCGCUGUCCGUCGCCGGGCUCAGGAAGCCGACGUCGUCGUUCCAGCCCCUGCAGCUGAGGGCGAGGCCGGCCGCCAGGAUGGCCGUCCGGGCGUCGGCGUCCAUGAAGGAGAAGGCGGCGGCCGGGCUGACCGCGGCGGCCAUGGCAGCGGCGCUGGUGCUGCCUGACGUCGCGGAGGCCGCGCAGUCCGGGCUGACGCCGUCGCUCAAGAACUUCCUGCUCAGCAUCGUGUCCGGUGGUGUCGUGCUCGUGGCCAUCGUCGGCGCCGUCGUCGCCGUCUCCAACUUCGACCCCGUCAAGCGGGCCUGAUCGGUCAUUCGUUCGUUAGGAGGCACGCCUCCCCCUGUAUCAUGUAUCGAGUGGUGUAAUCUUGCUAUCUUGUUUUGGAGAAUGUUCAAACAUGUUUAUGAUACGGAGUUCGAGUUAAAUCAUCGUUUGCUUUUUGUAUAUGUGAUUGAUGCUUUGAUACAUGCAUGGUGUAUAGUUCAAUUAA
Messenger RNA from Setaria italica (foxtail millet), 585 nucleotides. RefSeq lists its product as uncharacterized. Lineage: Eukaryota; Viridiplantae; Streptophyta; Magnoliopsida; Poales; Poaceae. Gene Ontology annotation, cellular component: photosystem II; membrane. The transcript has a single exon. Gene Ontology annotation, biological process: photosynthesis. The record is from RefSeq and is a predicted model, not a curated record. Bases 60 to 401 code for a protein of 113 amino acids.